Ruditapes philippinarum (Manila clam) is the source of this 3972-nucleotide messenger RNA. RefSeq lists its product as uncharacterized. The transcript has 2 exons. NCBI's taxonomy places the organism in Eukaryota, Metazoa, Mollusca, Bivalvia, Venerida, Veneridae. Gene Ontology annotation, molecular function: ATP binding; ATP hydrolysis activity. The coding region runs from base 475 to 2163 and encodes 562 amino acids. The record is from RefSeq and is a predicted model, not a curated record.
AAACUUAGUGCAUGCAUUAUGCUUCUAUAUCAUAAGUAAACAUAGAUAAGGCUGUUUAUGAAUUAUAGUAUAGUGUAUAUAAAUUUGUAUAGUACAAUUAAUUUCUUUCAGUUACUUUGUGAUAAUUCAUGAUAAAUCCAUUGAACAUAAUUUUAGUUUAACCAUGUUGCGGUCAGUAUGUUUCAAGAACUUUGUGAAAUUUAAAGAGUAUCAAGUGAUGGAUUUUUUUCGGGGAAAGGACCUUUCAUAUUUAUAGGUGAAAAUUGUACAGGUAAAAGCUCAGUUUUUGAAGGCAUUAGACGGUGUUUAAAGUUAGAGUACAGUACAUCAAUUUCUUCAGUUUUUGAUGAAAACUUUCCGUCUUAUUUCAUUUGCAAUUUUGAAACAGUAUUGUCAGGAAGUAAUGAAAAUAUUAUUUCUGGGAUUGUAAGACUUCCAUUGACAAAUCGAUGCAAGAACGAAAGUGAUGAAAUUAUGCUCACAGUGCAAAGCUCUGACGAAAAGUUGGAAAAUGAAGAUGUCCAAGAUGAUCAAAAAAGAAAACAAACUGAACCUGAUUUAAGUACUGACAUGGAAUCAACUAGUCAGCAAUUAAAACGACAAAGAACUUCAAGUGGAGAUAAUCCUCUAAAUAUUCCAGGACCCGCAGCAAAGAGAGAUGUUGAGCUGCAAAAGACAUCAUUUGGGGAAGAUGUGAAGGGAAGAAAUGAUUUAGAAAGUGCAAAUUACUAUAAAUUUGCCAUGAAGUGUUCCGAUGAACAGUCAAUAUUUAUCAACUCAGUUGAAGAAUCCGAAGAUAAGAAGAGACUAGAAGUUUUACAAUGUUAUAUUGAACAGGACACUGACAGUCUAAAAAAGCUUUUCGUCGACUCGAUUUUAAAACAAAAGUCGGACAGCAAAGAUGUAGACAAGUACAUAUACACAGAAUUUAGAAGUAUGGAAGAUCGACCAGUAGAAAGUAUCAAUGAAUUAGAGUCAAUAUUGAAUAUUUUAACGGAAGAAAUUGUGUUUACAUUCCCUUUACGUUCAAUUGGGCCUUUACAAUGGUCUAAAAGUAAACGCAUCGCUGGCGAAUUUCGAGACGACAAUUACAGAGAAGCAGAGACUAGAUGUGAAAUUAUGAAAUAUUUCUUAGAAGACAAAGGCGAAAUUUUCAACAAGGAAAAAGAGGAACACAUUUUUAAACAAUUAACUCAGAUUAAAGAUUACGACUUUAAACUGGGCAAGGAUGGCAAGAUCGAUUUACCAAAAGGUAAAUUUGCUCUUCUUAAAACGCCAGAAGGAAUCUUAGAGGCGAAGACAUUUUCUAUCCUGUUAUCAAGCAAGCAAUACAAGACUAUUUUGCUUGAGGAGCCUGACCGAGGAAUGCAUCCACAGCUCGUGGCCAGAAUGAUACAGAUAAUGAAUCAAGAAAAGGGCAACAAACGUGUUAUACUUACUACACACCAGAAAGAGUUUAUAUCACCUUGGACUGUUUCAGACACAUUCAUCUUUAGACGUUCUGAAACAAAGCAUCGUAUCAUAUCUGGCAAGCAGCUUUUAGGUGAAAAAAAGGAUGCCAGUAUGAAGGAUAUGAGAUUAGCAACAUCACAGCAUAUAUCGGAUAUUUUCUUUGCAAGGAAAGUUUUAUUUUAUGAAGGUGAAUCGGAGAAACUUUUUCUCGGAGAACUUAAACGUCAGAUUCUGACUAGUGAAUGUAGUAUCACUUCAAAGUUGUUCAAUGGAGAUGAAGAAGAAUGCAAAAAGUUGAAGAGCUGUAUGAUGGAAUAUACUUUUAUCAAAUUGAAUGGUGAAGGUCUAAGUGAAUUUUAUCAUGCAAUAUCUGACAAGCUUCAGUUAAAUCAUCUGUUCCUUUUGGACAAGGAUAAAAGUGAACAAGUGAAACAUGGACAAAUCUUUUAUUGGAAAGAUGGCGACCUUGAGAAAAUGGUGAUUGAAAUGUGUAAAGCCGACGAUAAACUUGCAAAAGAUCUUGUUCAACAGAAUGUGAUUACUUUUGAUAGUACUAAGCCUAAGGGAACUUUUGACAUCAAAAAACGCAAGGGCAAGGGCAAACUUUUCCUUGAUGAACGUAUUACAUGUAGUAAUAUUACAAUGAGCGUUAGACUUUUACUCGAACACUGCAAGCCAAAUGACGACCUUGCUGCAUUUAUCAAAAUGUAAAUGUAGUUACCUUUCUCAAUUGGACUGUUCAUAAGCCUAUAAAAUGUGAUUCCUGACCAAAAAAUGAAACCAAAAAGUAGAAGAUUAACCUUGUAGAAUUGAAUGGUUUAAAAAAGAUAACGAAAGGUGCAACCAUUCUUAAGCAUAACGAAUAGAUUGAAUAAAUCAAAUUGAGCUUGGAACAAAUUGUUGCAGUGUUAUACUGCACUAUUCGUACACGUACACACCAGAAAAUAACCUUGUAGAAUUGAAUGGUUUAAAAAAGAUAACGAAAGGUGCAACCAUUCUUAAGCAUAACGAAUAGAUUGAAUAAAUCAAAUUGAGCUUGGAACAAAUUGUUGCAGUGUUAUACUGCACUAUUCGUACACGUACACACCAGAAAUAGUUUAUUUAAAAGUAUUAGCCGAUCUCUAAAGUAUUCUGUUUUGAGUAUAUUUACCAUUGUUAUUUCUGUCUUGGUUUAAACAUAUGUAUUUUAGCGCGAUUGUGAAACAAGUUCUUGCAACUUAUACCAAUCACUUUCCAAUCCGCUUCCUGGAUCCAACCAAACUGGUGUCAUAUGAAGAAACAUGGUCGUGCCCGAAUAGGACUCGAACCCAUGAUCUCUGGGUAGAAAGGCAGACACAUUAACCACUAGGCCACCGCUCCCCUUAUUUUUGUCUUUAUUCCGGCUGUCUAAAGACUCCAUGUAGAUUCAAUCAAAGAUGUUAUAUUUCCUGUCCCUGAAGAUCGUUUUAUCACGACAUUAAUUCUUGUUGUAUUUGUGAUAUUUACGUUACAUUAAUUUAUUGUUUUUCUACUUUAUUGGACUGUGACAGCUAAAAUUAAACCAAAAAUGUUUGGUUAAAGUAAACAAAUCAAACAGAAUGAUAGACUGGCUAACUACCUUUCUGUAUUUGCUCCUUAAUUGUAAAAAGCAUAAAAACCAAUGAAUAAAUACAUGUAAAUACAAAAUAAAUAAAUAAAUAAAGGGAAGAUAAUUUAAAAACGAAAUAGAUCAUUAUAUACGCAUAAAAUGUUUCUUUUAUCAUAUUUUUCAGAACAUGCAAAGUUUUAAAUGAAUGCUUUUGACAAGUUUUCAACCAGCCAUUGUCUAUUAUAAAAAUUAUAUUAGUAACAUAUGCAAGUGAUGUAUUGUUACUGAUAAAAAGAUCUGAUAUUCAUAACCUAUUUAAAAUAAUUACUUACUAGCUGCACUGUAUCAUCAUCAAUUUUUUUUUGAGUAUUGGUCCAAAAUUACUUAAUCGGUGAGGUCGAGAGGUUGACUCUUCGGAAUAGUUAUCUUAAAGAUAACUGGCUGCGUGGGUUCAAUCCACGUCAGCAGGUUGUUUCCUUGAGCAAGAAACUUUAAACUUAUUGCAUAGUACUGGUUAGUUCCAGGAACGGAUUUGAAAGUGUUUCUAUAAGCUGAUAGCUUCCGAAACAAAUCGAACUAAAAUAAAUUCUGCAAUCCGAACGUCCUCGGCUGUUAUCUAUAAUAACCUCGGAAAUAAUACGGAGUGAACGUGGUUUCAGGAGAGAGUGUAAUAACGAAUGUACAUAAUUGACAUCCAAAAAAAAAGUUAGUCUGUUUCGGUACAAUUAUGAUUGAAAAUAUGUCUGACAACCAUUUUUAGUUUAAAUAUGCCAAGUGAUGUACAAUUUAAAACAAAUCCGACUAAUUGUCAACAGGUUGACAUUUUGUACUUUCGCUUUCUACAACCAUUAUAAUACAUAUACACAUAAUGUAUUUGUUUGCUUCUGUAUCUAUAAAUUCACUUAUUUAGGUGGGCAAUUACUUAAUAUAUUGGAAAUAAACUUGUCAACAUC